Neohortaea acidophila is the source of this 578-nucleotide messenger RNA. RefSeq lists its product as uncharacterized. NCBI's taxonomy places the organism in Eukaryota, Fungi, Ascomycota, Dothideomycetes, Mycosphaerellales, Teratosphaeriaceae. The record is from RefSeq and is a predicted model, not a curated record. The transcript has a single exon. The coding region runs from base 92 to 415 and encodes 107 amino acids.
UGUGAUGUAAUGCCACGGACAUGCAUGAUGCAAGCCACGACGCGGUACAUUGCUACAUGGCAAUGCAAAAGUCCAACCUGGUUGCAGCGGCAUGCCUUCCGCGGUACACCUUAUUGUUUUCACUGCUCUCUUGUUUCGUGUUGUUGACCAUCGAAUGUACCAAGGUAGUCUUGUGACUGCAGCUACAUUUCCCGCAAACCGGACGACAAUUAGCCACAUGCGUAACUACAGAUGUCUUGUUACCUUCACUUCCGCAUUGCAGCGACUUCCACACGCCGCAUGUCGAAAAGCAGGCGCGGUUGAGCCUCUCCUUAUCGCCGGAGAAGGAGACGUUUCCCAUUCAAGUGACUCGCUGUCAGUCGGAACAAUUUUUCGAACAACGCGUGUGACCGGCCGAACGCAGGGGGAUGCAUGAAGUUGCAGUAGCAGCAAAGUCCGCGCGUGCCCGUUCCUGCAGCCAAUUCUCGUAAUUCAUGCAAACCGGCACGGCACAAGACAGGGUUGCCGCAGCUCGGUGAACAAGCCAGACUCGGACCUGCGUUUGCAGCGCGUUUCACGUCUCCUCUUCUCGGGGGAAG